Molecule: messenger RNA, 1040 nt
Organism: Pisolithus orientalis
Lineage: Eukaryota; Fungi; Basidiomycota; Agaricomycetes; Boletales; Pisolithaceae
Product: HIT-like protein
Exons: 3
Coding region: 149-886 (245 amino acids)
Biological process (GO): double-strand break repair; single strand break repair
Cellular component (GO): nucleus
Molecular function (GO): double-stranded RNA binding; single-strand break-containing DNA binding; single-stranded DNA binding
Source: RefSeq, a predicted model, not a curated record
AGUGAAUGUUCCUUUUACGUAAUUACACGACCUAAUAGACGUCAUUCCAGUUCACAUUCAAUUCAGUGACGGCAAACCAGUAUAUAGUAGCUGGUAAACUGGGGGGUACAUAAGUUAGCAGCCAUUCAAUCGUUCUUGGGGUGCCACCAUGUCGAAUCUGACCAUCCUGCGGUCCUAUGCGCGAAUGACGAAACCCGAAAACCUUCCACCCGCCAUCCUAUUCAACUGUUCUGAGACGUGUCUGACGGUCUUUGACGCAUUUCCAAAGGCGAUCUUUCAUUUCUUGGUGCUCCCCCGGGUCAGACCGCCAUUGAGUGUGUCUGAACUCACCGAUCUGCGGUCCCUACUCAAAUGUGAACGGAAGACCGCGAGAACCGUCCUGCAGGACCUAAAUGACCAGGCGGACAGUGUCAAAAAGAUGAUCCAGGAAGAGAUGUUGAAUCGGUACGGCUUUCAAUGGCAGAUUUGGGUGGGGUUCCAUCCUGCUCCUAGCAUGGAGCACUUGCACCUUCAUGUUAUCUCCAGUGACCUCUGUUCACCGAAGCUCAAGACUAAGAAACAUUACAACUCGUUCCACCCAAAGCUUGGAUUUUUCCAGCACCUGAGCGAUGUACUGUCGUGGUUUGACGCAGACCAGUCAUAUUUUGAGAUGAUGUCCCAACUCAGAAAGAUUGAUUACGAGCCACUGCUCAAAGAGGACCUCGCCUGUUGGAAGUGCGGGAGGGCUAUGAGAAAUAUGCCAACCUUAAAGGAGCACCUUCAAGAAGAAUGGGAUGGCGAAGGACGUAAAGAGAAGGCCAGGAUCGCGAGAAAAAGCGCAGGUUUGAGGAAUCGUGAAACUUCCCAACCCGGCUCGUCCUCUUCUCAAGAUUUAGGGGUAAGCUGACGUGCGUCGUCAGAUGUGACAUACGUAUCCUGAAGCGUCGGCGGUACAUAUACAGAAGUCUUGACGGUAGGCUCAUCCAAUACCUUUUCUCUGAUAACAUGAUACUGCCAUAUCAGUACAUAAUCCUUAAUGGCACACACACCCCGUGGCUUCG